AGGCGGCGGCGGCUGCUGAGGCUCGGGAGCCUCAUCAGUGACACCGGUCCGCUGUCCCCCAAACCCGGCCGGGGCGGCCGGCCCCCACCCAUCCACCCACCCCGGGCCGCGCGCUGAGGGGCCGCCUGGAGCCCGGGUCUCUUUGUUGGGCGCGCACCCCCUCCUUUUGGUGGCAACAAAGUCGCGCAGUGGGAGCCGCCGCGAGGGGGCGGGGAGCUGGCGGGGCGGGACUCCGGGGACAGCCGGGCCAAAAAGUGGGGAGGAGGGAAAAGGCAGGCGGCGUGCGGGGCCCGGCGCGCGGACAGCCCGCUCAGAAGUAUGCGGAGGGCCCCCUCCGGGGCCCGGGCACCCGCGGAGAGCCAGUCUCGCAAAAGUUUGGCGGCGGCGGCUGCCCCGGCGGCGUGGAUGGCCGCGCGCCCCGCGUCGCGCGGGGGCUGAGCGGGCGUCACCUCCCCUCCGGCCCCGCUUUUGUGUCUCGAGCCUCCUGCUCAUGCUGCGUCCGGCCCCCUCCUGCGGCGGCCGCUGCUGAGCGCUCUCCCGGGCCGAGCGGGGGACCGAGCGGGGACGGGACGGCGGCGGGGCGGCCGCGGCGCGGGGGCCAGGCAGGACUAUGGGAAACGGGAUGUGCUCCCGAAAGCAGAAGCGGAUCUUCCAGACGCUGCUGCUGCUCACCGUGGUGGUCGGCUUCCUCUACGGCGCGAUGCUCUACUACGAGUUGCAGACGCAGCUGCGGAAAGCCGAGGCGGUGGCGCUCAAGUACCAGCAGCACCAGGAGUCCCUUUCCGCCCAGUUACAAGUUGUGUAUGAACACAGAUCAAGAUUAGAGAAAUCCUUGCAAAAGGAAAGACUUGAACAUAAGAAAGCAAAGGAAGAUUUUCUUGUUUAUAAAUUAGAAGCACAAGAAACACUAAAUAAAGGAAGGCAAGAUUCCAAUAGUAGAUACAGUGCAUUGAAUGUGCAACAUCAGAUGUUGAAAAGUCAACAUGAGGAGCUAAAGAAACAGCACAGUGACUUGGAAGAGGAACAUCGCAAACAAGGAGAAGACUUCAGUCGGACAUUCAAUGACCAUAAGCAGAAAUACCUGCAGCUGCAGCAAGAGAAAGAACAGGAGCUUUCUAAGCUAAAAGAAACCGUGUACAAUUUGAGAGAAGAGAAUAGACAGCUAAGGAAAGCGCACCAGGACAUGCACACACAGCUCCAAGACGUCAAGCAACAGCAUAAGAAUUUACUCUCCGAGCAUGAGCAGCUUGUAGUGACUUUGGAAGACCACAAGAGUGCGCUGGCUGCUGCGCAGACUCAAGUUGCAGAAUAUAAGCAACUGAAAGAUACUCUGAAUAGGAUUCCAAGCUUUCGAAAACCAGAACAGGCAGAGCAGCAGAAUUUUACCCAGCUGGCGCGUUCUCCACAAGGUGACAGCACAGCAAGGAAGAAGUCAGCUGGAGAGCCGCGGGAGGUAUCUCGAAAUAGUGAUGUGUGGCAGGACCAUGAAGCAGUUCCUGGAAGAACAGAAGAAACAAAACCGUAUUCUCCCACCCAGAGGGAGGCGGAAUUCCAGGCCCCAGCAGAUCUGCACCAGCAAGAGGCAGAACGUAGAGGGCCUGAGGAGCGUCAGGCGGAAGAGGAGCACAGAAAGGCCCUCGAAGAGGAGGCCAUGGAGCAGGUCGGGCAGGCGGAACACCUGGAGGAGGAACACGACCCGUCCCCAGAGGAGCAGGAUCGGGAGUGGAAGGAGCAGCGGGAACAAAAGGAAGAAGCCCACCUUCUGGAAGGGCACGCUCCUGCGGAGGUGCGAGGCCAUCCACGUCAGGUGUAUCCUUCCGCCAAGCCGAUCACCAGAUUCCGAUCACCGUAUGAGGAGCAGCUGGAGCAGCAGAGACUGGCAGUGAGGCGGGACGAGGAGGCCCAGCGGCUGAGACGACAGCAGGAGGCCCUGCACCAGCAGAGGCUGCAGGGACACUUGUUGCGGCAGCAGCAGCAACAGCAGCAGCUCCUGGCCAGAGAGACGGCACAGCAGAGACCGGCGGGGCCCGAGGAGGGGGAGGGGCCGGAGCAGCGCCCGCAGCAGCCACGGCAGCAAGCUCAUUACGAUGCUAUGGAUAAUGAUAUUGUUCAGGGAGCAGAGGACCAGGGCAUCCAGGAAGAGGAAGGAGGUGCCUAUGAGAGAGAUAACCAGCACCAAGAUGAGGCAGAAGAAGACCCAGACAAUGGACGUGAACCUCGAGAACAAGGGCCUCAUGAAACUGACCCAGAAUCGGAGGCAGAUAGGGCUGCUGUAGAGGAUAUAAACCCAGCAGAUGACCCUAAUAAUCAAGGCGAAGAUGAAUUUGAGGAAGCCGAGCAAGUGAGAGAAGAAAAUCUGCCAGAUGAAAAUGAAGAGCAAAAACAAAGUAAUCAAAAGCAGAAUGCAGAAAUGGAGGAGCAUCUGGUGAUGGCAGGAAAUCCAGACCAGCAGGAGGACAAUGUUGAUGAGCAGUACCAGGAGGAGGGAGAGGAGGAGGUUCAGGAAGAUUUGACCGAAGAGAAAAAAAGGGAAUUGGAGCAUAAUGCUGAAGAGACCUACGGUGAAAAUGAUGAAAACGCUGAUGAGAAAAACAACGAUGGAGAAGAACAGGAAGUUCGAGAUGACAACCGCCCCAAAGGCCGAGAGGAACAUUAUGAGGAGGAGGAAGAGGAGGAGGAAGACGGGGCUGCUGUUGCUGAGAAGUCCCGGCGACGAGCUGAAAUGUAACGGUGCCGCCUUCACACAGCGCUCAGCCAGCGGCUUCUGUUCACGCUGCUCGAAAAUACAUCUGCCUACUGAACUCUAGGAUAUUUAAUUACAAAAAUUAAGAAUUUAGACAUUUUUUAACUUUUGUAUUAGAAAAGCUCAUACAUUUAUACAAAUAUAUUUUGAUAACCUAGGUUAGAGCUUCUUUUAUAUUCAAACUAAACAUGAGCAGGAAGAAAAACAGUAAAGCAAACCUUAGACUCUGGAGCUGACUUUUUAUAGACUAUGUGGUGUUGGGAAGGAUGUCGAUUUUGUACAUGUUUCAACUUUCCUAUCUUCUAGUUUCCAGGUGAUCUGUUGUUUGCCUUUGAUAAAAUACAGGAUUUCUGAAGAGGGAACACUGCAAGGUGCCGUGCAGACUUCCAGGAGAACGGCCAGUUGACUCCCGUCUGCCCUUCCCAGGGUCUUGUGUAUAGUUCUGAUGGGAUUGUCACAGUCUGUCUCGCUCUCAAGUAAGAGCCACGUACAGAGUGACAUGCAGUUGGAAAGACAUUUCUCUUGUAAAGAACUUGUUUCCAACUUUUCAGAUCAGUUAAGAAAAUGUUUGGCUUUACUUAAAAUCACAGCUGUUCUUCGUGAAAGGAAUUAAAUUUACAAAUGGAAUAAUACUAAAACUCACGUCACAGUAUUCUGGACUUAGAUAUUUCAGUAUUCGACAAGGUAUGACACAUGAGUGUAUUCGCCUUUUUGAAGGACUGACUCCUUGUUUACUGACUAAUUUAGUGUGUAUGGGUGGUGUUUUCUAUGUGAGCACCUAUCCUGUUUUUUUCCUGAAGUCACCUAGUGAAAUCCUUGUUUCAGUAUCUAGUUCUCUACAGUAAUAUAUAUUUCCCCUAUAAGCUCUGUGCCUCAAUAUGUAAUUACUUUGGUGACAAAUCUGAAUAUGAAGGCAUACCAAAUUGUACAAUUGAAUAGGAUUAUUUUUUGAAAACUGUACGGUGAAAUACACGUGUCGAUAUGACAGACUCUCAUGGCUUUUCUGUUUUUUGCUGGGACUGGGCCUGCAUUCUGCCCACAUAUAAGCAUUUUAGUGAUUAUGAAUUAUAACAAUCCUUUAAAAUAAAAAAAAUUAAAAAUCAAAAAUUUCCCUUGAGAUAGAGACAUAUUUCUGUCUCAAGCAUAGAUUUUUAAAUAUGUAAAAUUAGGUUAUAUAAUUCCUAUGUGUGUGGUUUUAUAAUAAUACUCUCAAAUUAAUAAAAACAAAUUUCAAUUUC
Equus quagga is the source of this 3981-nucleotide messenger RNA. RefSeq names its product golgi integral membrane protein 4 (gene GOLIM4). Gene Ontology annotation, cellular component: Golgi membrane; Golgi apparatus. NCBI's taxonomy places the organism in Eukaryota, Metazoa, Chordata, Mammalia, Perissodactyla, Equidae. The record is from RefSeq and is a predicted model, not a curated record. The coding region runs from base 611 to 2728 and encodes 705 amino acids. The transcript has 16 exons.